CAGCUACCAUCUUGGAACGGGAGGCGGAGCAGAGACGACUGGGAGCGACCGAGCGGGCCGCCGCCGCCGCCAUGAACCCCGAAUAUGACUACCUGUUUAAGCUGCUUUUGAUUGGUGACUCGGGCGUAGGCAAGUCCUGCCUGCUCCUGCGGUUUGCUGAUGACACAUAUACAGAGAGCUACAUCAGCACUAUUGGGGUGGACUUCAAGAUCCGAACCAUUGAGCUGGAUGGCAAAACCAUUAAACUUCAGAUUUGGGAUACAGCUGGUCAGGAACGGUUUCGGACUAUCACUUCCAGCUAUUACCGGGGGGCUCAUGGCAUCAUCGUGGUGUAUGACGUCACUGAUCAGGAAUCCUACGCCAACGUGAAACAGUGGCUGCAGGAGAUUGAUCGCUAUGCCAGCGAGAACGUCAAUAAGCUCCUGGUAGGCAACAAGAGUGACCUCACCACCAAGAAGGUGGUGGAUAACACCACAGCCAAGGAAUUUGCAGACUCUCUGGGCAUCCCCUUCCUGGAGACGAGUGCCAAGAAUGCUACCAAUGUUGAGCAGGCCUUCAUGACGAUGGCUGCUGAAAUCAAAAAGCGGAUGGGGCCGGGGGCAGCCUCGGGGGGCGAACGGGCCAACCUCAAGAUUGACAGCACCCCUGUGAAGCCGACCGGUGGUGGCUGUUGCUAAGAGGGGCACAUGGGGUGGGACAGGAGGGGUCGCCUUCUCCAGAUGAUGCCCCUAGAGGGGGCAGGAGGUACCUCCCACUUCCUCUCCUGGGGCAUUUGAGUCUGUGGCUUUGGGGUGUACUGGGCCCCCCAUCUCCCUCUGGCCCAUCUGCCUGCUGCCCUGAGCCCAGGUUCUGUCAGGGCCCCACAGAGGACAUCCAGGACCUGUGGCAGGGGUCGGGGCUGGGGCUUGCUCUGCUGCUGCCUCUAGGUAACUUUAAAAGAUGCCUCACCACACCCCUUUCUUUGGAACGAGGGCUCCUCUGUCUGCCUCCCUCCCCCCAAUGUAUGCUGCACUGGGUUCUCCCUCCCCUUUGUCUCCUUGCUUCCCAGAGCUGAGGGCCUUCCUGACCCCUACUGCCCCUGGCUACAGUCAGCACCUGGAGUCAGGAGUAUGGCUGUGGGAUCCAGGACCUCAGGACAGGCAGGGGGCCAUGGCCCAGCAGCCCACCCUUCUGUCCUCUCUGUUUCCCUCCCAUCCCUCCCACACUCACAGCUUGAGCCGUCCAGCUGGGGUGGGGUCUGAGCUUGUCUAGGGCAGGUGGGCGGGCAGCUGUACUGGGCCUGUGUCUUUAGCCCAGAGGGAACCUGCUCCUGCCACCCCCUGCCCUGCCAGAGCUAGGCCCAUGCGCUGCCUGCCCACCGUUCCCCUUUGUCCCUGUGGCAAGCGGAGGCGGAAGGCCCACCGUGCCAGAGGCCAGGCCCCAGCCUUAACCCUCACUCUGCCAACACCUAUUCCCUGAGGCAGCACAUCUGGCUUAUCCACCCUUCCAUCCCUUGGAGCCUAAGAGGACAGAACCUCAUCCUCUGCCGCUCCUCCUGUGAGGAAUGUGGGUGCAACCCAGGGUCAGGGGCCUCUGCUCACUCCUCCCUACCCAGGAUCCUAGCCCCCUGCCCUCUGGCACUGCUUCUUCCUGCAGAAAAACCAACCUUUGGUCUCUACCUAAGAAGCCAUGUCCCUUGUGCUGUCUCUUGCCUGUCCUACUCAUCCCCUGCCCUCCAGCUUGUAUUUAAGUCCCUGGGCUAACCCUCAGGGUGCCCUCCAUUCCCAUGUUCCCCUCUGGUGUUAUGUCAGGCAUUUUGCAAGGAAAAGCCACUUGGGGGAAAGAUGGACAAAAAAAAUCAAUAAAUUUCCACUGGCCCUCGGGUGAGCCGAGGGUUUUUGCAAGGAA
Messenger RNA from Tupaia belangeri chinensis (Chinese tree shrew), 1887 nucleotides. RefSeq names its product RAB1B, member RAS oncogene family (gene RAB1B). The transcript is spliced from 6 exons. The record is from RefSeq and is a predicted model, not a curated record. The coding region runs from base 72 to 677 and encodes 201 amino acids. Lineage: Eukaryota; Metazoa; Chordata; Mammalia; Scandentia; Tupaiidae. Gene Ontology annotation, molecular function: GTPase activity; GTP binding.